AUGGAGACAGCUCUGCCCUCCCGGCCCCGCACCCCUGGCGACCAUAACGGCGGCAUCAACACCAGCACCAACAACAGCACCAACGCCGUCAACGCUGCUACGAACAACAAACCGGCUCAGGCAUCGCGACGGACUUCUCUCGGCUUCCUCCGCCGCUCCAAGUCGACGGAGCAGGUCGCAGAGCGCAAGUCGUCCAACAAGAUCAGCAGGAAGAUGCUCAAGGAGCAGGCCAAGGAGGAAGAACUGCGUCGCCAGCGAGAAGCUGCUGCUGUCCCCAAACAUGCGCCGCGCCUGCCGGACCUCUCGCCGCCGCCUCAGCUGAACUCGUUCGGAGGAGAGUCCGCGAGGUCGACCGGCUCGUAUCAAGCAUAUCGACCUGGGAUGAUGGACGUCCCUCCUGUUCCGCCGCUUCCGCCGGGCGCCAGAGCUGCCUUGUCUCGGGAUCCGUACGGCGGUGCAGACAGCAUGGCGCAUCGUGGACGAUAUAGCUAUGCCAGCAGCGCCGUGAGCACUAUCAACAGUCCCAGACGAGUGAGGAGACGGAAAGAUCCCACUCCAUACAAUAUUCUUGUCGUGGGAGGUAAAAACUGCGGCAAGACAUCCUUCCUCGAAUUCCUGCGUAGCUCUCUCGCACUUCCACCGAAUAAACGGCCAACAAAGCUGCCCGACGACCUCGAGCCGCGACCAGACUCGGCUGGAAACUCUCCCUUCAGCUCGCGCUACAUCGAGACCGAGAUCGAUCAUGAACGCAUCGGCCUCACGCUAUGGGACUCGGAGGGACUGCAGAAGAACAUCGUCGACCUGCAGCUGCGUGACAUCACCAGCUUCUUGGAGAGUAAGUUCGAGGACACCUUCGCCGAGGAGAUGAAGGUCGUUCGUGCACCCGGAGUACGCGAUACACACAUUCACUGUGCCUUUUUGAUCCUCGACCCGGCCAGACUCGACGCAAACAUUGCUACCGCUCAGAAGGCGGCUGCUCGUGGUAAACCGUCCAGCCAGAUCAUCGGUGGUCUGGAUACCGAGCUUGAUAUUCAGGUCAUCCGUACCAUGCAGGGUAAGACUACCGUUAUUCCCAUCAUCAGCAAAGCCGACACCAUCACGUCCGCCCACAUGGCAUACCUCAAGAAGACGGUGUGGGAUAGCUUGAAGCAAGCCAAUAUCGACCCCUUGGAGGUUUUGGCGUUGGAUGAACAGGACGAUGAUGCCUCGGAAGAGUUCGACGAACAUGAUGAAGACGAUCUGCUCAAGGAGAUGGACGUCCAUCAUACCAGCAACGAGAGCGAGGAUGCCACUCCCGACCCUGAGGCUGCCGACGCCAGCUUAAAGCCCUCUCACGUCCCCAAGGACACCGCUUCUACUACCUCCGCCGAAGAAGUAGUCACCAACCACACAUUCCCGCUCUCCAUCCUCUCUCCCGACCCGCACACCCUGCACAACAAGAACGAAAAGGUCGGCCGCCGAUUCCCAUGGGGUUUCGCAGACCCUUACGAUCCCGAGCACUGCGACUUUGUCAAGCUGAAGGAUAGCGUGUUCAGCGAAUGGAGAGGAGAUCUGCGUGAAGCCAGUCGCGAGGUAUGGUACGAGAGAUGGAGAACUACCCGUCUUAACCACCAUGCGAGGCAACCGCAUCAUGCCAACGGCGGUGGACGGGUGACGAGAUGA
Molecule: messenger RNA, 1662 nt
Organism: Arthroderma uncinatum
Lineage: Eukaryota; Fungi; Ascomycota; Eurotiomycetes; Onygenales; Arthrodermataceae
Product: Sep4b
Exons: 2
Coding region: 1-1662 (553 amino acids)
Biological process (GO): cytoskeleton-dependent cytokinesis
Cellular component (GO): septin ring; cytosol; cell division site
Molecular function (GO): GTPase activity; GTP binding; molecular adaptor activity
Source: RefSeq, a predicted model, not a curated record